UCAAAACCAAUUUAACGCGCGCAGAUUCUGCCAUGUGGUCUCUCUCUCUCCUCUAUAGCUCACUUCCUCUCUCUCUAAAAACCAGAGCUUCAAUGUCAUUGCUGUGACUCUAUUAAAGACCAGUGUCCCAAUCCUUCUUCUGUCUUUUUAAUCUUAAUUUUUAUUUUUAAAAAAAAUAUUUUGGUGUAACCGGAGAAGAAGACUAUGGGAGGUUGCACCUCCAAGCCCUCCACCUCCGUGAAACAUAAUCCUCACACACCAAGUGAAGCUAUUCCUCAAAAUGUCGAUUCUACCCCCGCCCGUCUCGAGAACUCACCGGCUCAUACCUCAACCACCGUAAAGGCUUCACCGUUCUUCCCCUUCUACACUCCUAGCCCCGCCAAACACCCGCCGUAACAAGAGCGUAGGAGGAGAGAGCAAGAGCACCACCAGCACUCCACUACGUCAGCUCGCUCGUGCUUUCCACCCUCCGUCUCCGGCGAAACAUAUACGAGAUGUUCUGCGGCGGAGGAAGGGGAAGGAGGCUACUCUCCCGGCGGAGAGCAAGUCUGAGGAGGAGGAGGUGGGGCUGGACAAGAGAUUCGGAUACUCAAAGGAGUUUGAGAGUAGGAUGGAGUUAGGGGAAGAGAUAGGGAGAGGGCAUUUUGGGUACACUUGCUCUGCUAAGUUCAAGAAAGGAGAGCUCAAGGAUCUUGAGGUUGCUGUUAAAGUCAUCCCUAAAUCUAAGAUGACAACUGCAAUAUCUAUAGAGGAUGUGAGAAGAGAAGUAAAAAUCCUGAGGGCUUUAUCUGGACAUAACAAUCUGGUGCAAUUCUAUGAUGUUUUUGAGGACAAUGACAACGUCUACAUCGCCAUGGAGUUAUGUGACGGUGGUGAACUACUUGACAGAAUACUUGCAAGGGGAGGGAAGUACUCAGAAGAUGAUGCAAAAGAAGUGCUUAUACAGAUCCUUAACGUUGUAGCUUUCUGUCAUCUCCAAGGAGUUUGUUCAUCGAGAUCUUAAACCAGAGUAAAACCUC
Molecule: messenger RNA, 1019 nt
Organism: Brassica napus (rape)
Lineage: Eukaryota; Viridiplantae; Streptophyta; Magnoliopsida; Brassicales; Brassicaceae
Product: CDPK-related kinase 2-like
Exons: 4
Coding region: 611-1003 (130 amino acids)
Biological process (GO): peptidyl-serine phosphorylation; intracellular signal transduction; protein autophosphorylation
Cellular component (GO): nucleus; cytoplasm
Molecular function (GO): calmodulin binding; calcium-dependent protein serine/threonine kinase activity; calcium/calmodulin-dependent protein kinase activity
Source: RefSeq, a predicted model, not a curated record